AUGGGCGCCAAUCACCGCUACGAUCUCGUCAAAGACCACGACGAUGGCAAGGACGAACCCCAACCACUCCCGCCACCACCCGCCUCGGUCUCAUGGUGGAAGAUUUUGGUCGGAAUCCUCGCUCUUUUAGCCAGUGCUGGUGUGGGCGCGACACUCGCCAUUGUUCUUCGUCCCUUUCCCCAGGAAUCUAGUGGCAAUACAGCUGUCGCCGAUAUGGGCGCAUCGAGCAGCACCUCCGCCGCAGACGUCCCACUUCCCACAAGACCCGUCGAUUCGGUGGAAGCGAAAGUCGAAGAAGAUCCCGACAGCUUGACCGGCCAGAUUCUCGACUGCGGAUACAACCCAGAGGAAGCACGCGCCAAGGGCUGCGUGUACGACGUGAUGAUGCAGGAUUGGGUCCCGGAGCCAUGCUACGACCCUAUCCUGACGGAAAGAUACCUCGCCCAGGGAAAUUGGACGUGGUAUGCUGACGCCGAGGGCAAAGUGAUAUUGACGGAUGAGGAGAUGCGCAAAGGCGAACACGGUUCUGCAUGGAUGUCGUCGAGUUAUCAUCAAGCGCACUGCAUCUUCUCGUGGGACAAGACUGUCCGUGCCCUGCGCAACAACAGACCAAUCAGCCAGGAAUUGCUGUCGUACGACCACGUCCUGCACUGCAGCCACCAGACUCUGAAUGGCGCCGAGGUGGACGAGAGCAUCGGCGUGCGCGCCCCCACGAAUUACGCCAAAUGUGCGCUGUACGACACGUGGAAGUACAACUGGAUCCCAGACAGGCACUCUUCCACCACCGAUUAA
Molecule: messenger RNA, 792 nt
Organism: Fonsecaea nubica
Lineage: Eukaryota; Fungi; Ascomycota; Eurotiomycetes; Chaetothyriales; Herpotrichiellaceae
Exons: 1
Coding region: 1-792 (263 amino acids)
Source: RefSeq, a predicted model, not a curated record